GUUGUUUUUACAUUUUGGGCGAUAAUUUAAUUUUAUACGUGAAGUCUGCUGUUAACUUUUGCUGAAAUUCUAAUUUAGAAUAUGAAAUAUAAAAUUUCUAUACAAUCUUUCGUACAUAAUUGAAGUAUUGCAAAUGUUUGCAAUUUUUAUAUAAUAUAAUGCGAAUUUCUUUUCAACGAAGUAAUGGCGAUGGAUGAAAGAAGCAAACUUAAAUAUAAGUGAUUGCCAUCAAAACCGAGUGAAGUUCCUAUUUAGAUUUCCGUGUUUAUGAAUAUUUGUUAUAAUUUAUUCAGACUGUCACAGACUGACAAAGUGAAUCGAUGUAAGUUGGAAGACAUCUGCUCUCCGAUCGUAGGUGAACUCUUUUGGGAUAUAUGUGCGCAAAUAAAAUGAUACACCAAAAAAGCGAUAGCAGAUUCUUCGAAAUUUGAUAUCACGAAGUAUUUCGUGUGAACCAAAUAAAGAAUUGUGAUCGAUUGGAUAAAUCAAAAAACGGCGCAUAGGAAUUAUGACACCUAUAGCUAUCGUCACUCAAAAGGCAAACAUGCAAUGAACAAUGAUAUAAAUAUACUAAAGUACACGUGAUAAAACGUUCUAGCAGAGCAUUCAUAUAAUAUUCUAGCAACGAACUCCUCUCACCACAACAAAAGAAGCCCAUAGACCAUACAAUGAAAGAAACUGAAGGGACUGGAAAAUUGCAUGACAACAUUUGUACCCAGAAAAUGAAAACAAACUGAAAUUCUAUACAUAUAUAUUAAAUAUUUAUAUUAGACUUAACUAGUGUGCGAUGCGGCAUUGAAAAUCAAGUAAAAUGCACUAAGAAUUGAUUUUGCGUGCAACUUUACUCUCUAAAACCUCAUUGAACAGGCUAUAUGAACAAACUAUAGAACAGCAAAGCACUAAUUAGCUGUAUUUUUCCUAUUGAACAAAUAUUUAUCACCUUUGUGUGAUUAAUACUCACUUUUAUCUUAUUUAUGUUUAAUGGUUAACGCGGGAAAACAUUCCGGCUUUGUUCCACUCGUUCACCCGAGACUAAGCCGAAGAUUUGCAUCGAAAAUGUUCAAAAUACGUGAACGUAACUGUAUACUGGCGAUCACCGUUCUGGUGUUAACACCAUGUAUUAUCAUCCUACUUAUUAUGGGUCCAGAAUUAUCCACCGAACAGUCACUGUCACAACAAUUGGCCGAGUGUCGCUUCCGUCUGCAGUACCUAGAAUCGAUGUAUCGAUCCAGACAAGAAGAUUUGGCAAUACUAUCGCAAUAUUUGCACCUAACUAAUGCAACAACAAUACCGAUGGCGACUGUAGCUCCCUUACCAUUGGGCAAUGAAACUAACACGAGUACAUCCGUAAUGCCAGCGAUAGGAUUACCCACUCUAUUGAAAUCGUUGAGUCCCGAGGCGCGGCAAUUAAUUAAAAAUGCCACACAUUCACAUACAACUCAGCGAUUUAGUUCAUCGACUGCUAUACGUCUACCGACAGCUUACAACUUUAUGCCACAUUUACUCGAUGAUUCUGCAUCGUUACAUCCGGCUUAUAUUCGUUCGAAAGGCCGUACAGAUGUGAGUAUUGUGCUAGGCAUACCGACGGUGAAGCGCGAUAAGCAGUCGUAUCUGGUGAGCACGUUACAAAAUCUCAUCGAAAACAUGAAUGAAGAGGAGCAAAACGAAACGUUAAUUAUAGUUUUUAUUGGCGAGUCAGAAGAAGAAUUGGUGCAUGCAAUCGCCAGACAAGUCGAAAUAAAUUUCGAAAUAUACGUCGAUUGUGGUCUGAUUGAUAUUAUAGCACCAGCUGCGUCUUAUUAUCCGAAUUUUGAAACGCUACGUAUAACCUUACAGGACUCAUUGGAACGUGUAAAGUGGCGUAGUAAACAAAAUUUGGACUUUGCAUACUUGAUGUCUUACGCGCAAUCAAAAGGCACAUUCUAUGUCCAGCUGGAGGAUGAUAUUUUGGCUAAAUCGAAUUUUAUCACGGCUAUGAAAAAGUUUGCCAUAACAAAGAGCGCUCUAGCCAAGCCGGACCAGCCAUCGUGGUUUGUACUCGAUUUCUGUCAGUUGGGUUUCAUCGGUAAAAUGUUCAAAUCCGCUGAACUGCCAUAUUUAAUCACGUAUUUCCAAAUGUUCUACAAUGAUAAGCCCGUAGAUUGGUUACUGCUCUAUUUCAUCGAGUCGAAAGUUUGCCGCUCGGACAAAGAUCAAAAGCAUUGCAAUUUGGAACGCGCCAAGUAUUGGUUGCACUAUCGCCCAUCACUUUUCCAACAUAUCGGCACGAGUUCCUCACUCAAGGGCAAAGUUCAGAAGUUGAAGGAUAAACAAUUCGGCUCCAAAGUACCAUCAUUCUAUCCACACAUACACAACCCAUCGGCACGCGUCAGAUCAAAUAUUGUCGCCUAUAAGAACUUUUUACUCAAGCGUGCAUAUCGUGGCGAAACGUACUUUUGGGGCUUGUUACCACAACCUGGUGAUCUGGUGCAAUUUAUUUUCGAAAAACCAACACUACUACGACGUUAUCUCUUUCGUAGCGGCAAUAGCGAACAUCCUUCGGAUCGAUUUUACAACACUACCGUUGAAGUGUUACCAGCCGAUUCAUUGAGCGAAAACUCUUCUGUGUGGAGUGCGUAUAAUUCGACCACAGACGAGUAUCUAAUAGUGGGUGCAUUCGAUGGUUUGGGUGUCGCAGAGGGUGCCAUUGAUGCAAAAAUCGGCGCCAUCAAAGAGAUACGUUUACAUGUGCAUAGCGACAGCGAAAAUUGGGCACUGCUGAGUGAAAUCGAUUUGGAAACAAAUAAUGGAGCUGUUAGUAGCGCCGUCGAGACACAUACAAAAAGCUGAUUGUUACAACAUCGGAGCUACACUGUCGCGGGAAACAUAAAACCGAAUACGAGUUAAACGAGCAAAUUUCGAAACAAACAUGGCUUAUCACUUGUCAUGGAUAAUUUUUAGAUUACCGAACUUCCACCAGACAAAUUGUGUAGAAAAAGUAAGAAAGAACAAAGAUUUACAGAUGUAAAGAUAGCGAACAUAGAUGCUUUACUGCACGUUUGGUAUACGAAAACUAAAUUCAUAAAUAAUCCACGCUUUUCCGCGACAGUUGGAGCUACAUGCGUUACCGGAUCGUCCCUUAUUUAUAUCCGGCCAAGGGCUGGCACUGCAGCGGUAUUCGGCAAAAAUAUAUGAGAAAUGAUCGCGCAGAGAUGAAGUGCGACACGAACAACAACAAAAAAAAAAGCUAAAAUGGUUGCACAAUGAAAAUUGAAUGUAAAAUACGUACAUAAAACAUAAAAUGACUACAGCAACUAACGCAAACAUGCAUACUAUGUAAAAAUAUCUGUUGUUGUUAUUGUAUUAUAAGUUGUUUUCACCCAUUUGAUAUUAAAUUAUUCAAUAACAAUUAAGCCGCAACGAUUCCGUGAUAUUUAGAAACUCUAUACAAAUUAGUGAUUGAAAAUAUUUUGUUUAAGUCGAAUAUCUUUAUUUUAUGCCACCAAAGUCAUGUGAAACAAAUUUCUUCAUCAAACCAUACCUUCAGGAAGCUUACCAGACAUAUUCUUAGGAAUAUAUUCUUAGGGACAUAUUAAGGAAAAAAUGUCUAAUGUCCACUAGUUUUAGUAUGAGCUUGAGAGGCAUGUGGGGUUAGGCAUUGUGGAGGAGCAUAUCUGCAGGAGGAAUUUCAAGGUAGAGCCUGCCAGCGCAAACAAAAGGCGGUGCCAGCAUAAGCGAUAUUUUUAACAAACGUAAAUCUUUUUGUGCUGAUAAGUUUGUACCUAAAAGCGAUAUUCAUAACUGUGCUGAUUAUUUAUCACUGUUUGUAUGUUUAGAAACGACGUUUAUGGUUAGUCUUGAUUGGCGCGAUAAUCGCUCACGCGAUUUUGACCGAAUGUAAUAAAGCGUUUCUUUCUCAUGCUAACCAGCGCCAUGGGCUGAAAAGUCCCAGGCCUAAUAAAGAAAACAGAUUUUUUUUUGUUUCAAAUUAGCUUUAUUCAUCAACGUAAUUUCUACCAAGAACCAUGCAAUCAUUCCAGCGCCGCUGUAACAGUUCAAUACCACUUUUGUAGAUCGUUUUACCUUUUACCUAAAAAUAGGUCUCAUUUUCAACGAUAAUCUCUUCAUUCGAGCGAACUUUCUUACCGGCUAGCAUUUUAUUUAGGUAUGUGAAGAGCCAGUAGUCGCUGGAAGCCAAAUCUAGCGGAUACGGUGGAUGUGGAAGCAAUUCGAAGUUCAAUUCAUGUAGUUUUGCCAUUGUUUUGAUUGACUUGCGAUUCGCUUGUUUUUGGUCAACAGUGAGCAAACGCGGCACCCACUUUGAACUGAGGCUUCACAUAGUCAAAUGCUCAUGCAAUAUAAAGCCAACACGGUCUUUUGAUAUCUUUACGCUGUCUGCUAACUCACACAACUUCACUUUUCGAGCAUUCAAAACGAUUUUGUGGAUUUGUUUCAUGUUUUCUGCUGUUACCGCCUCAUUUGCACGUCCACUGCGUUGUGCAUAAUCGGUGUCUCUACGACCCCGUUUGAAGGGGUUUAUUGUUGUUUCUGAUGGAGCGGAGUACCUAUAAAAUGUUUCAUUACUUCGUUUGUACGCUAUUUUUCCCCAUCAAAAAGUAGUGUAAAAUUAAAAUACGAAAUUUUUUUUGUUUCAUUAUUUUGAAAACUACAAAAGUAGCGUCACUCUUAGUGCAAUAACUCCCGAACUAAUGAAUGGAAUAUCAUGAAAUUUUGACAGCUGUCUUUUUAAGAUUUGUGCUAACUGAAAAAGAGGUGAAUGCAAUAAAGCUAGUGCCAUCUAAGGGUCAGGCUCGUGACUUUUCAGCCCAUGUCAUCAAUGCCUUAUAACAUAAUUUUCCAACUACAUAGUUUUUUAUCACCAGUGCCCUAACUCGGAGCCCUCUCGAGGCUAGUAUUUAAUAUAUUGUUUUUUACAUACAUUUUUUUUAAUAUUUGCUCUGUGGAUGUAAACAACUUAAAAAUGAAUGGAAUCAAUAGAGUUCACGGCGUUCGUUGUACUACUCGUACAAAAUAUGGAAUACCGACACUUCGUCUAAGUGCUGUAAAAAAAAUGAAUUCCGAUCUCACGUUGAUUCCAUGCCAGAUUCCGAAAAGUUGAACGCCCACAUGCACUUCUCAGCACCUGACUAUACGUACCAUUUUUCAAUAUACUAAAAAUAUCAUAUGUUUUUUAGUUUUAAUGGUAAUCUUCCUGCAGCUCUUUAUUUAAUUCCAAUCGAACAAAUUCAAUGUACAUACUACAUACAUAUGUACGUAAAACUAAAUGAAACCUUUGUAAAGUCUACUUGUAAGCUUUUCUCUCUUAUUUGAGUACAUGCACAUACAUAUUUCUAUGUGUAUGUACAUACCUAUGUAGGCACGUACAUAUAUUUGAAAUGUGUAUGCAUGCCCCAUUAUUGUUUGUGUGUAUAUCUCUAUAUAUGUAUUUGUUAAUGUAUAUGUGUCACAAUGUUUAAAAAAUUAUGAUUUACAGUAUUUUAAGCGAAAAUAACGAACUGUGUUAAAAACAAAUUUUAAUGUUGGUUCUUGAAUUGUAAAAACAAAAACACUAAAGUGAUUAUUGUAAUUUUCUGAACUCAUAUUUUACACUUAGAAUCGUAUAAAAAUGCGUGUACAUAUUGAUGUAUGCAGUUAUCGACGAUAUUUCCAAGUAUUUACACGGCGUCGUGUAGUCAAUGUGAUCCACUUAUUUGGCAUAAGAUCUAUUAAAGUCCUCUUUGCUUAAAUUGUGGAUAUUUUUCUAGAAUAAAGCUUUUUUUCGCUUGCUAUAAUAAGUCAUGGAAAUAUUUAUUUAUUGGAUUGUUCUGAGAGUAAUUUCAUUUUUUAUUUAUAUAUCAAGCUUCGAGGUUAAACCCAAGCCACUCAGGUGGUCACAAACAGUUGAAUUCGAUAAAUUUAACCUCUCACCGAUCUCACGUGUUGUUAUUCACCGGUUUGCAUCAACUAAUGCCUUAAUAGAGUCUUGAUCAGCUUCAACCGGCCUUCCAGAACGUGGUGCAUCUUCGACAUCAACAUUGCCGGAUCGAAAUUUUGCAAACCAGUUCUGGCACUGGCGUAUUGUCCACACAUCUUCUCCAUACACAUCGGUUAAUUUCUUUCUGGCUUUAACAGCAUUUUUACCUUUUCUUUAGUAAGAAAGUAAAAUAUGACGAAAAUGCUGCUUAUUGCUCUCCAUAUUUAAAAGGGCACCGACCAAAAACUACUGCGUAAACUCAAUUGAACUUAUUCAUAAACAAACCUUGCUAUAUCAGCUGGCAAAACAUAUAAUGACAAUGGGACUUAAGUGUGAAGUUAGCUGUGAAAAAAUACAACUAAAUCCUCUGUCGGGAAAAAACGAAAUUACUUUCCGAACAACCCAAUAUUAAUCAACAAAAUCCGCAUGUCUGGGUAUAAGCUUUUAUUUUAUUUUUUGUUUGUUUGUCGGGACAACUAGCAAGUACUAUAAGUACUACAAUAGCUAUAAGACAACAGCACUCGGGUUCCCUUUUUAAUUUUCUUUAAAUCUACCCGACUUCCCUAAGCUCGACCUCCCUAAAACCUAAGCUUACUCUACCACUUACUGAAGCCCAUUCGGCAUUCCGAAGGUGUUUGAAAAGCCAUACCAUGCAAUAUUCAUAGUCAGUGGUCCUAUGCUCCCACUUCUAACUCUGGGAAUUGAUUAUGAUGAUGACGAUGCAGUUUCUCCUCCCUUUUGUGUUGGUCUUUCAACCCUGCGUGAGAUAGUAAAGAUACUUUUCAUUCCGACAACUCAAGGGGGCUUUACUUUCGGAACCACAACCAGUGAACGAAAUAGGCAUAGGGAGGAUUGUUCAUUUAAUAAUAUUGGAAGCGCAAUUUUUUCGGAAUGGAAAUGCAGAACACGCCUUAAAACAAUAUAUCAGAACUGUAAGCUGAAUUAGUGUUGGUUUUUAUUUUUAUUUCACUUUUUGAACUCUAACCCAAAAAUGCCUGAGUUCUAACACGAAUUAUUUUUGUAAAUACACACGAAGCAAAAUAAAGACAUAUAAUUGUUACAACCCUGAACCUUGAGUUGCUUUGCAGCCACACUUGAGUACAUACUUGACGUCCUUUUGGGGCAUUUACUUUGUUUGCUUGAGGUGCCUGCGAAGAAUAAUCUAGUAAUGAUUUGUCGAUUUAUGGAAAUUUCUCAAGCCAAAAGCAGCAAAUUAUAAGUAGCAUUUUAGCAAUGAUUCAAUAAAAAAAAGGUUUGCUCAGUAAGCAGCUUUCUCGUGCCCUCUUGACAAAUCGGAUGCCUUAGCAAGACACUGGGUUGCUAGCUCUAGAAAUUUGGAGUAAAAUGGAGGAAAAUAAAAUUUCAUUUUCAAAAUGGUCUGCUUACGAGCAACAGCUCGCUCAAGAGUUUGUAGUGGUAUGUCCAGGUCUAGUAUGACAUGGUAUACCAUCCUGACAUACCACUUCAGUCGACAUGAUGAAGUAAUCCGAGAUCGAAUGAAAUGCAGCGCUAUAGUGCGAAGAAGGUUGAGACAUCUUGGCCAAUUGCAGCCAGAAGAAAGGCACAAACGCAGGCAAUUUAACUCAGCUCCAUCCGGAGUUUAAUAAUGGAACUGGGUCUGGAUGAGGUACUGUGAUGAGUAGAGGGCACAAAAGACCAUGUGAGAGACGAAGUGCAAAGCUCGUAAAGAAUCCAAUCUAAUCUAAUAUAUUUUCAAGGAAUAAAAAUACAAAAAAAAAGAGGAAGGACUUAUUGAGUCGAUAUGCAUAGGUUAGGGUGAGGCUGAGAUUGCAGCCACUAGAUGAAGCAGCAUACUUAGGCUACAGAUAUAAUCCCGCUAUGAUACACAGCACAUUUGGCUAAACUAUACCCGCUUGAACCAUCCAGUUUCCCUGAUAAAUCUCAACAAUAGUCUGAAGUCAAUAUACGCCAACUGAUUCAGGGUGCCUUAAAAUGGAGCCUCAAGAAGCCGGAGUCUGCUGCUCUAUAGUGACGCGGAGUAGUAAAGGGGAUAAGAGGUCGUUAUUUUUUUAAUCCUUUAACCUUUCCAUGCAAAACUAUUUCUGCUGUUGAUGGAUUGUGACUAUACAGGAUUUGAUUGAAAAGUAAAGAGCCUUCCCGUGCGGAGCGUCUGCCAAGCGAUCAACCGAAUCGGCUGGUGGAGGAAAAUGAUCGUUGGUCCUUCCACUAGAAACCGGUCCCACUUCGCUGGCAAUAGCGGUACAGUCAACAUCGCUCCGCGCGUGAAAGCUGUUUUAAAAGUGUGUUAGGAUUUUGCAGUGGCGAAAAUGCAGCGAUCGUUGGAGAAACGUUACUCGAUCAAAUUUUGCGUAAAGCUAAACAAAACGAGUACCGAAACCAUUGGGCUACUCAAGGAGGCUUGUGGGGACCAAUCUCUGUCCAGUGCCCAGGUAAAACGGUGGCACAAGUCGUUCAAGGAAGGCCGAGAGGACGUCGAAGACGAACAGCGAUCUGGAAGGCCUUCGACGACGCAAACAGACGAAGAUGUGAACCGGCCAAGAUGGGGGUCCCUACAGUCCAGACCUGUCUCCUCCGGACUUCUUCUUGUUCUCGCGCCUGAAAAGAAAGCUGAAGGGGAAGCGUUUUGACUCCAUCGAGGCGAUCCAAAAAACUGUGACAGCCGAAUUGAACGCGAUUCCGGCGGAUGAGUUUAAAAAAUGUUUCCUGCAGUGGAAGGACCGCUACCAGCGGUGUAUUGACGCUCAAGGGUCCUAUUUUGAAGAAUAUUAGUUGUAUAAGCCAAAAGGUUUAAUAAAACUGCUUUAAAAAAAUAAGGCUCAUUACUUUUCAAUCAACCCCUGUAUUUUAUAGAUUGAUCGCUCGACUGUUUCAGCAGGCUUCAGAUACCCUACUGAUAUUUCUCAAAACGUGUUAGUAUACAAAUUUUAGAAUUUUUGUAAUUUUUCUGUAUCAAUUUCUACGAACUACUGACAACGAAUUAGUGAACAUAAAUAUUAUGCAUUAAAAAUAGCCAUAAAAGCAAAAAGGCGCAAAAACUACACCGAAAUUUGUUAUAAAACAUCAAAAUUAUGUACCUAUGCAGAAAAUCGUAAAAAUCUGAAAAUUGUCGAGUAAAUUCGGCACUUUUCGAUGGCGCCGAUUUUAAAACGAUUGCAGUGAGCUAUAGCCAAAUAUAAGUGUAAAAAAUAUGUAAACACAAAUAUAUAUAUUUUUUUUAAAUUUAAAUAAUGUAUAAAAAACAAUUUAGUUUGAAUAGACGCUGAGUACAGUAACACUUCUUUCGCUUGUAAUUAAUGAUUCGUUUGCCUUUUGGCAAUUCUUAGAACAAAUGCAGCUAAAUAUGUAAUAAAAAUGCGAAUAAUCAAAUAGUAAAUCACACAAAAAAAACUACUAAUAAUAAGAUAAAGAACAAAAUGUGCAAAACUAUUAACAUUACAGUUUUAAGAUUAACUAAACAUGCGUUUGUACAUACAUACAUACACACUCGUAUAUGAAGAACUAAUUGUUACACUACGUAGUAGAACAAGUGACUCGAUAAGAAACGAAAUAAUCAAAACUAUGAACACAAUUAAAACAAGAAGAAGCUAUUUUCCUAGUUAAAAAACGAAAAAAGACAUAGAAACACAUGAAAGCAUUUCAACACUUACCUGUAACAAACAAUAAUAAAAAACGGGAGCGUGUCAUUAUUCUGUAUUACAAAAUUCUGGGUGACAAAAUUCUGUAAAUUGCAAAAAAAUUCUGCUUUUUACAAGUCUGCUUUAUUCAAGUUUUGUGAAUUUCGUCAUAUAAGAAGUAACAAA
Messenger RNA from Anastrepha obliqua, 9735 nucleotides. RefSeq names its product alpha-1,3-mannosyl-glycoprotein 4-beta-N-acetylglucosaminyltransferase A (gene Mgat4a). Gene Ontology annotation, cellular component: endoplasmic reticulum-Golgi intermediate compartment; Golgi stack; endoplasmic reticulum. The record is from RefSeq and is a predicted model, not a curated record. Gene Ontology annotation, molecular function: acetylglucosaminyltransferase activity. The coding region runs from base 982 to 2829 and encodes 615 amino acids. The transcript is spliced from 3 exons. NCBI's taxonomy places the organism in Eukaryota, Metazoa, Arthropoda, Insecta, Diptera, Tephritidae. Gene Ontology annotation, biological process: protein N-linked glycosylation.